AGAGAACCCGUCCAGAAGACCUGUACCAUUUUUUUUCUUUUUUAAAUUGAUAUAAUGUCUCAUCCCCGGGUGUCUUAACUCUUGAAUACUUUUUCCAGAAUACCUUCAGCUCCAAUAGAAGAAAAAGGAUAUCAAAAAUAAACAACCAAUGUUAAGGUCAGUGGAUAUCUGCCUGCUUCUGCUCGCAUAAAUGAAUAUUCAUCCCAUGGUGAGUCAUCCGCCUCUGUAUAUCAUCAGACUCAAAUGAAACUUACAUAAAUAAAAGCGUAAAGGAAAUGCAGAAGUGAGCAAUCUGAGGCAGAAAGUCCUCUUCAACAUUUUCAGUUCCAGGUAUCUCUUYUCACAGCUGCACCCAUUUGAGCUGCUGUAUUCAGUUCUGCCACAGCAGCUCAAGGCAGACUCAAGAGAGAAUAUAAUAUGCCAGGGUAUUGUUACCAGGAAGUGGGUCGAGUUAUUUAUAUUUCAGCACCCGUCCUCUGGUUCCCAUGAGAGGACCGUGUUGGUAACCUGAAGCUGAAUAGMCAAACAUUGUCUGGUCCUGGAUGAAUCAAACCAGGUGGAAAAUCAACGAGAGCGACAAGAAUCAAAAGAAAAUGUGUUCAGUAACGAGGAUUUAAAUUAACUCUGCGAAGAGUUUGGCUCAAAGGUCACUUGGCUGUGGGGGCCAUCUUGAAUAAGGUUAACUUCAGAAGUCACCUGGUUUUAAGGGUUUGAACGUUUAUUCAGAAGCUGGAAUGAAGAUUAAUGAGAAGAUUCUGACUCAUUACCUGUCCUGCCCCUCACCAGUAGAUAAAGAGGGAUAUCUCCUCAAGAAGAAGGAGCGAACUGGCACCUUUCAGCGGCGGUGGUUUGUCCUGAAGGCCAACAUGCUCUUCUACCAGGAGCGUCCAGCUGACCGACACCUGCUGGGCGUCAUCGUGCUGGAGGGCUGCGCCGUCCAGCGCUCAGAGUCCGAAGAACCGCUGGCCUUCUCUCUGGUGUUCGGACCUGGGCUCAAAACCUACAGGUUCUUAGCAAGAGAUCACCGGACUCAGGAGGGCUGGGUGAAUGCYCUGUUCUCAGCCCGACACUGUUACAUCUCCCAGCUGGUGAAGGAUCUGGGGAGGAAAUAUGAAGAAGCCAAACAGCAACGAGGCUCCAGUGGCCCCCCCUCCUCUGUGGAUCUCCUCAGUCCAUCCACCAACAGCCUCUUGUCUGCAGAAGAACCAUCUGCAGUCAUCAGAGAAGGGAGAAGCUUCAGUGCCAGUGCGGUUCUACAUUCACCCUCAGCUUCAACCAAGGUGUUGCCUAAAAAGUCCCCCAAACUGUGGCCAAGGAGGAACGCUUACGUCACACCCCUCAACGGACCAGCACCUUUGUACGGCGAAUGGCCUCUGGUGGGGUCCGAUCCACUCGUGGAGUUCAGCAAACUUCACGAUUAUUAUGGUCAAGAAGUGAAGAAAGCGAGGGAGGAGUGGGUGAAGAGUCGACAGACACCAGAUGAAAGCAGUGACAGAGAUCUUAUUGACCUCGGGUGAAAAAAAAGAGACUUUUACUUCAAUCAGGAACUGAACCUGAAGCGCUUCUAUAUAUAAAUCUGAGAGCAGCAAAGAGCAAAUAUGUCACGCCUUUUUACAUUUGCACUAUUCAGAAAAUAACCUCGUUAUUCUUUGUAAUUCAUGCCAGCAAGUCAGUAAGGUGACAUCUUUCCUUCAUAACAAAAACCAGGAAACCUUGACUUAAUGACCAGAUUUACUGAAGCAGUCUUUUUUUUUCAARCUACAAAUAAGUGUUAAGAUGCAGUAUUAACCAAGAGCUAUUUUUUAAAAAAAUGUGAGUAAAUAAAACAAGUUUAUUCAA
This is a messenger RNA of Austrofundulus limnaeus, 1839 nucleotides long. It is a transcript of the gene pheta2, whose product is annotated as PH domain containing endocytic trafficking adaptor 2. The record is from RefSeq and is a predicted model, not a curated record. Bases 735 to 1517 code for a protein of 260 amino acids. Gene Ontology annotation, cellular component: trans-Golgi network; recycling endosome; early endosome. The transcript is spliced from 5 exons. Gene Ontology annotation, biological process: retrograde transport, endosome to Golgi; receptor recycling; endosome organization. NCBI's taxonomy places the organism in Eukaryota, Metazoa, Chordata, Actinopteri, Cyprinodontiformes, Rivulidae.